Messenger RNA from Teleopsis dalmanni, 692 nucleotides. It is a transcript of the gene GMF, whose product is annotated as glia maturation factor beta. The transcript has 4 exons. Gene Ontology annotation, molecular function: actin binding; Arp2/3 complex binding. The record is from RefSeq and is a predicted model, not a curated record. Bases 115 to 531 code for a protein of 138 amino acids. NCBI's taxonomy places the organism in Eukaryota, Metazoa, Arthropoda, Insecta, Diptera, Diopsidae. Gene Ontology annotation, biological process: negative regulation of Arp2/3 complex-mediated actin nucleation; actin filament debranching. Gene Ontology annotation, cellular component: actin cortical patch.
GUUUCUGUUCAGUGUUAAAUUGUAAGCGGAGGAGUUUUGUUUUCGUUUGCUUCGCGUGUUGUUGUUAUUAUAAAAAAUACAUAUUUUAAAUAUUAUUUAGGAAAUAAUUAAAAAAUGGGCGACAGUAAUAUAUGUGAUAUUAGCGAUGAAGUGCGUGAUGAAUUGAAAAAGUUUCGUUUCCGUAAAAGUACAACGAAUUCCGCGCUUAUAUUGAAAGUUGAUCGAGAAAAGCAACUUGUUAUUUUAGAUGAAAUUUUAGAUGAUAUAUCAGUUGAUGAAUUACAAGAAUCACUGCCAGGACAUCAACCAAGAUACGUGAUAUACACAUAUAAAAUGAUACAUGACGAUCAAAGAAUAUCCUAUCCAAUGUGUUUUAUAUUUUAUACCCCGCGUGAUAGUCAGAUUGAAUUGCAAAUGAUGUAUGCUUGCACAAAGAGUGCCCUGCAACGAGAAGUUGACUUGACACGCGUCUAUGAGGUACGUGAACUAGAUGAAUUGACCGAAGAAUGGCUGAAGGAAAAGCUUCGAUAAAUUACAAAAAAUAAUUCAUUUAUAAAGAAUAAUAAUAGGACAUGCGAAACAAUGUUAACAAAACUUUAAAUACAUAUAUAUGUGUAUACCGUAGUUUAAUUUUUUUUUUUUUUUUUUUUUUGAUUUGAUUUGUUUUUUGAUAAUGCUACUCAUUUAAUUGU